This is a messenger RNA of Aspergillus wentii DTO 134E9, 2394 nucleotides long. RefSeq lists its product as uncharacterized. The record is from RefSeq and is a predicted model, not a curated record. The coding region runs from base 150 to 2375 and encodes 741 amino acids. The transcript is spliced from 2 exons. Lineage: Eukaryota; Fungi; Ascomycota; Eurotiomycetes; Eurotiales; Aspergillaceae.
ACGGCGAAGAGGCAUAUUUAUUGUAAGAUUCGAGAUGAAACAAACCAGAAUAGUCACAAUCAACUCUUUGUCAAAUAGAUGAAAGGGUUUGUGGACAUUUCCCAUCCAAAGGAGACAAAGGACUGAAGACGUAGAUAUAUAUCACCACAAUGCCCACGGAUGUCUCCAUCACCAUUUAUCACGAAUUGUCUUACUUACAUUCCCCAAAUCUACUACCGUUUACAACCAUGCCACCCUAUUCUUCCAUAGAAGACCCCUUUGACUAUACAACACCCGAUAUGCCUGGCAAGCACCACCGGAGAAAGGUAAGAGGACCCAAUAACCACGACCCCGUCGACCACGAGGAGAGGGCUGAAUUCUACCGGCAAGAAUGGGCUGAACAGAACGAGGAAAACCGCAGAUAUCAGUAUCAAGCGUUACAAUCCGACCGCAGAUACGAGCAUCAGGAGGCGAUGAUGAAGGAUCUUGCAGAUGAUAACGACAGGCUGCAGAUGGAGUUGGAGGAGAUUCGUGAAACGAAGAAGAAAGAUGAUGAGCGGAUGAGGAGGAUGGAGAAACAAGCCAAGGACGACGAUGUCGACAUCGGCAACUUGUUGAACGAAAAUGAGGAUCUCAAGGAACAGAAUGAGCGGCUUUCGAAACGGCUCGUGUUAGGUCUCGAAAAGCAAAGGGGCUUGGAAGAGGAGGUUGCUGCUCGUGGUAUCAUGAUGGGAGAGUUUCAGGACAACCAAGACAAGACGAAUCCUGAGCUGGAGAGGCUGAGGAACGAGGUAUCGUUUUAUCACGAGGAGCGGAAGCAAUUGGGCUACGAUGUACAGCAGUAUGUACAGAAUCUGGAAGACGAGAAUGAAGUAUUACGGCAACAAGUGGCUAGAGCUUCAGGGCUGAUCGCCAAAAUUUCCAGUCAAUCAUGGCGGGGGUACAGCCAGGCUUCGGCUCUUCAGCAUGUCCGGGCACAAAUGCAGAGCCAGCGAUCACAAUCACUUAUUUCGGACGAGGAAAUGGAGGAUGUGUCGGAUUCCCAGUCGCAUCACGGUCAGUAUCCUGGCCUACCUACCGCAAACUAUGCACACCAGAUGGACCUGUGUUCGCGGUCUCCGAGUCUUGUUCCCGAGUCAAGUCGGUUUCAAGGAAGUUAUCACGACUCGAUUGUUUCUCAGACAAGGCCUUACAUUCAAUAUCAACACCAACUAACGGAUGCCAAUGCACACUUAUACAGACCAGGAGUAGUAGUGACAGGGCCACACCAAUCCCCAAGCGUUGGCUCCAAUGAAGAAUAUACAGAUCAGUCUGGGUCAGAUUCAGGACUAGAUGUCACUCAGUCAACACGACCACCCUCACAGUCCACGGAUCCCACAGAAAGCGAAACUGUGUACGAGGACAGGUCUGAAAGGUCUGGGUCUGGAGAAUCCGAACAAACCGAGGAAACCUCGGACACCAGUUACUCGUCUGGAUCCGAAGAUGAGAUUGAAUAUAUACCACAGGAAGCACGGAUUAUCAGCGACACCGAAUCGAUCGCUUCAAGCGUGUUAAGCAUUAUGGAUUUGGAUAGGACUCAACCAAGUAAUCCUUCGCUGUCUAUGUCGAGCCAUUCGACAGGAGAUACCAGAUCAGAACAAAAGCUGCCAUCGCGUAAACGACGGAGAUACGCAAUAUCUGAUGAUGAGGAUGAUUUGUCCGAGGAGGAUCAAGAAGUUAUUGCAACACAGAGGGAUGCCAAGGUUUGCAAAUUCUGCGGUAUGUCCGAUAAAGGGAGCCCGAAAUCCCUCACGACGAGGUUCGAAGGACUGUCGAUCAGCGAUGAUAAAUGUGCACCCCAGCCAAAAGAGCCUCUAUCUGAACAGCCCGAUCAGAAUAUAGAGGUUAUAGAUGACAUAAAAGAAACCCCACCGGCUUCAAAGGCAGUCCAGACCGAAGAGCAGCCGGUGAUAUCACCACCUACGAAAUCAGAACAUCCUCGAGUGAAUUCUCUUGAAACUCAGAUCGAAGGGAACAUCGAUAUGAAACCCAACAAAGUUCAGGAAAGCAACCCCCUUGAGAUAUCGAAGGGUGUGGAAGCCGAACCACCGAUGAAGCUCAGCACAGUCCCUCCGACGUCAGAUGACCCAGUCUACCUUCCGAAACCGUACACGAUGAAACCUCGAUGGAGUUUCAGAUCCCCGCCGCUCUUCAUGGGAAAACAGGACAUCAUAAAGCCCAAGCGCAGUGAUUAUCAUGGAGCUGGAACAUCGAUUUUCACGGCAGAGACGGGUGCACUCUUGCCAACCACAUCCCCAUCACACGUUGAGCAGAGUGGCCGGUCUAACGCCUGUCAUGGCCAUGGAGAGUACAGAAGCGUAGAAAUGCAGAUUGGAGGUCAGUCUGUGGUACACUAAGAAGGAUCAUCGUCAGUGG